AUGUUAGACACUUCAAGAACAACCGGCCCUGACGUCCCCGACGCCCCCGACGCCUCUGAUGCCCCCGACGCCUCUGAUGCCCCUGACGCCUCUGAUGCCCCCGACGCCUCUGAUGCCCCUGACGCCUUGGGCAUUAUGUCGAGAUUGAAGGAUUUCGAUACGUCCGAUCCCUAUCCUAUUCUCAACCAGUCCACCACGCAGAGUCGAGGCUUACCUCAUAUGAGAUCACGAUCAGCCAAAAAGAUCUCCGGGACACUGACCCUUGCCUCCGUCACUGCCAAUAAAGACCAAAAUGCACCGCAGACCAGUCAGCCACAAUGA
This is a messenger RNA of Fusarium poae, 321 nucleotides long. RefSeq lists its product as uncharacterized. The record is from RefSeq and is a predicted model, not a curated record. Lineage: Eukaryota; Fungi; Ascomycota; Sordariomycetes; Hypocreales; Nectriaceae. The transcript has 2 exons. Bases 1 to 321 code for a protein of 106 amino acids.